AUGAGCAGUGAUUUUCCUGAGCUGACAAAUGACCGUGUGUUGCGACUGUGCCGAGGAGAGGAAGUCGAUCGGACUCCGAUUUGGAUCAUGAGACAAGCAGGACGAUACCUGAGUGAGUUCAGGGAGUACAGAAAGAAACACGAGUUCUUCGAAAUUUGCCGAAAUCCGGAGCAUGCCUGUGAAGUUACCAUGCAGCCACUGAGAAGAUUUGAUCUUGAUGCGUCGAUCAUCUUCUCUGAUAUUAUGGUGAUUCCACAGGCAAUGGAAAUGGAAUGCGUUAUGGUUCCCGGAAAAGGGCCAACUUUUACUUCGCCGCUGGACGCGCCCGAAGAUUUAGACAAAAUUAACCUAUCACCUGACGUUAACAAAGUUCUUCAAUACGUUUACGAUGCAAUCACACUGACGCGCAAAACCAUUGGCGGUAAACAGCCACUGUUUGGCUUUGUCGGAGCCCCUUGGACGCUCAUGGCUUACAUGGUCGAAGGUGGCGGCUCCAAAACAUACUCAAAGGCGAAAAAGUGGCUGUAUCAAUUCCCAGAGGCCAGCGAAAAGCUGCUGGACGCACUGACGAAUGUCUGCAUCGACUUUCUCGUCGGACAAGCCCGCGCCGGAGCUCAAGUUCUGCAAGUUUUUGAAUCUCAUGCCGACGCCCUUUCUCCCGAAUUAUUCCACAAAUUUACACUCAAAUUGCUCAAAAAAAUUGCUACUCAAGUCAAAGCUAAAUUAGGAAAGGAUGCUCCACCUGUUUCUAUUUUCUGUAAAGGAGGUCAUUUCAUGAACAAAGAGUUUGUCGAUUCCGAGUAUGAUAUCAUUCAAGUCGACUGGACAAUUUCACGAGAGCAAAUUCUUGAGCUCAAGAGCAAAGUCGUCCAGGGCAAUCUUGACCCGUGCCAGUUGUAUGCGCCGAAGGAAGAGAUUCAGAAAGCAGCGAGGGAGAUGUUGAAGAAAUUCGAAGGAGUGAGACACAUUGCCAAUUUGGGACACGGGAUUUAUCCAGACACGGAUCCGGAGCAUUUGAGAACGUACAUAGACACAGUCCACGAAGAAACGCAAAAAACACAAGCAUGA
Oikopleura dioica is the source of this 1068-nucleotide messenger RNA. The record is from the annotation of a GenBank genome assembly. Lineage: Eukaryota; Metazoa; Chordata; Appendicularia; Copelata; Oikopleuridae.